Molecule: messenger RNA, 996 nt
Organism: Huiozyma naganishii CBS 8797
Lineage: Eukaryota; Fungi; Ascomycota; Saccharomycetes; Saccharomycetales; Saccharomycetaceae
Exons: 1
Coding region: 1-996 (331 amino acids)
Source: RefSeq, a predicted model, not a curated record
AUGACAGGAAAAUCUUACAUUGAGGCAGAUGCUGACUUAUCCUAUCGAAAAGUUUCUGGAAAGGAGGUGGCACAUUUAGUCCUCGAAGAUAACGAAGACUUUGUGUUCAUCAGAUCGAAGAAGUACCAUAAAGGAAACGGGUUGGGUGCCAUAAUCUCUUGGCCCGAAAUUACCCAUCCUAAUACAGUGACCCAGACGGUUAUUCUUGUCCAUGGGCACCUAUCGCAUAAGAAUGCCAUUUACCAGCCAGAUAUGGCGGCCAAAUUGUCUUCGUUAGGGUAUUGUGUCAUCCGGUUCGACUUCAGAAACCAAGGCGAUUCAGAGGACAACAGGGACGCCCUUUUGGGACGUACAUUACCGCAGGAUUUUCAAGACCUCGAUACGAUUGUGCGAAGUCUGUCUGCAAAGAGGGUCUACCGCGGAUUGGAAUUGUCUCUAGCGGCGGUCAUUGCACACUCAAGAGGUGUACUCGUAAUGUUCCAUUACUUUAAUGAACACAAUCGUCAACGCGUACCGCUUUUAGUCAACUGUUGUGGGCGGUUUGGCAGUGCCAAGAUACUAGAGAGGUACGAUCGGGUUUUCCCCUCUUGGCGCGGCGACCACGGUUUCACCGCCAAGACGUUCCGGUUUGGUCAAUAUACCGAUUACUGGGUCAGCGAGGCAGAAAUUAUGAGUACCGCACAGGUUGACACGAGACAGUUUACGCGGCUCGACCAUGGCACCAAAGUCCUUCUGAUCUACUGUCAAUGCGACGCAGUGAUCCCAGAAUCGGAUGGGAUACAAUAUAGAAACAUGUUCCGUCUCGCACACUACGACACAAAUUUCUGCGAGAUACCCUUUGCGGACCACAACUUCUACGGACUACCAGGCGACAAGAACAGUUACGGUCUCCCACUUAAACGCAACAAGGUGAACUAUGCCAGCCUGGUCCUAGAAACUCUUCUGCCGCAUCUACCCCCGCAAAUGAAACCAGAAAAAAGGACACCACCAUUAUAA